GCAAUCAUGUUGACAGCUGGCGGCACGUACGCCCCAGCACGCCAUACAAUGAUGUCUAUGUAUAGUCAUGCUGUGGCUAGCGCACGCUCUUCCCAGCUGCGGCCUACGAGGACAUGCAAGUUAGCUUGCCUUCUUGCACAGAUCAGGCAGCCUGCCUCGUCGCAGUCGCUGUCGCCGUCGCAGUCGCAGUCGCAAUGCGAUUCACUUUGACUGUCGAGAAGGUUUGCGUGCUCUCAUACAGGUGCCGCUUGAUAUGUGUUGACAUGAGCGCAAUGUCUCUCCAUACUCCGUUGGCGUUUCUGCUGUGUAUUCACUGCGCCCGUGCCGUCGACAUUCACUCAUUCUGCGCUUUUCAUGGAUGGACGAGUGGGCGAAGAUGUUGGGCGUGCAAGGACACUCAAAGAUGAUCAUCAGCAGAGUGCGAGUGCGAGUCGUAAUCG
Molecule: messenger RNA, 440 nt
Organism: Ceraceosorus guamensis
Lineage: Eukaryota; Fungi; Basidiomycota; Exobasidiomycetes; Ceraceosorales; Ceraceosoraceae
Exons: 1
Coding region: 114-407 (97 amino acids)
Source: RefSeq, a predicted model, not a curated record